UGACGCGCGGCGUUCCGGAAGUUGUCCGGGUCCGGGCGGAGUGGGCAGUGGAGCCGGGACUUGGAGAGGMGGCGCCCGAGGCUGCUCUCCAGGAGCUCCGGCUUUCUAGCGGCGACACAACCCCGGAAGUGGGGUGGCGGGCUCCGGUGCUGUAGUGGCGGCAGACUGCGGCGCGAGCCUCAGCAUUUCUGUUUCAGAUAGCAGCAGCGGCAGCAGCAAUGUUUCACUUCUUCAGGAAGCCUUCAGAAUCCAAGAAACCCUCAGUUCCAGAGGCAGAAGCAGAUGGAUUUGUCCUCUUAGGAGAUACAACAAAUGAAGCAAGGGGUAAAGCUUCAGAAGUGGAAGGCAGCCAACCUUUGGAGACUGGCAAAGAAAACUCAUCCAGUGUGACUGUGGCAGGCCCUGAGACGGAAAAUAAGGCAGGCCAAACUCUGGAGAGCAGCUCACUAAUGGCGGAGCUCCUGAGCGACGUACCCUUCACCUUGGCCCCGCAUGUGCUGGCAGUGCAGGGCACCAUCAGCGACCUUCCUGACCACUUACUCUCGUAUGAUGUCAACGAAAACUUAUCACGAUUUUGGUAUGAUUUUACUCUUGAAAAUUCAGUGCUAUGUGAUUCAUAAUCUUCGUUUACAUCUUAACAGCUUUAAAAUUUUUUUGUGUAUUUAAUCUGUUUUAUGUUUUUUGCCAUUGCACUCUUUGAAGGCCUUCAGAAAAGCAAGGAUCAUAAACCAAAUAAAAUAGCAUCAUGUUCAUUGUUUUAUAUAUUAGAAUAAUGUACAUUUGUAUAAAAAUUGAAUUCCAGUUCUACUUACCUUCCCCCAUGUCAUAAAUACAAAACUGAAGCUAUCCAUUUUAUAAAAGAUUGCUUCAGUUGGCGUCUCAAAAUACAACACUGUGAAAAAGAACUCGGGCAUUUUUCUUGGUUACCACAACUCUGAGUUGAAGAGAGAGUGUGAAGUAUCUUUGGUUCAGAGGAAGCUUGAGUUCAUAUUAUUAGAUUCUUCUUCCACAGUGUUUAUGAAUGAAUUCUGGGAGGGGAAAAAAGCUUGUUGUUAAUUUCUUCAUUCUUGGUUUAGACAAACUGAUGUGGGAAUGUAAAAAUGAUCAUUUGCUGAAUCAAGAAAAUGUUCUACCUUGAGUGGUACACUUCAGCUUUCUUAGACCUGCAACAGUCCUUUCUACCCCAAAUGAUUUAUUUGUUCUCAGCCUUUUCUGCACUCCCAUGUGUGCUAUCCAGUCAACUUUCCAAAGAACUUUUCCUGCUUCUGCCUCAGUUGGCAUUUGCUCUCCUUACACAUAUGUUCCCAGUGUAUGAAGGGAUCCACAUUUCCUUUUCAACAUCUCUGCCUCCUGAAGAACAUCUCAUGAUAGUAUUUAAUAUUGCUGAUAACUCGCUUAUUUAGAAAUUUGUUGGCCAUGAUACAGAUGGAAAUAUUUUACUAUUAUAAAUACUGAACUCAGUUCUUACACCUAGGUAUGAAUUUCAUUUCUUGGAUAUCUGUCAUUUAUUCCAACUAAAACUGAAGAGAACUGCCAUUUGUCGAUAAAACAUAAAGGGAAGAGGCUAAUUUGGUAGUGAAUCUUCUAUGCCAUGGAAAAUUUAGGUCACAUUUAUUUUUAUUAGUAGCAAUAUGAUUUAUUAAUUCUGUACCAAACCAUUAAAUAUAUUUUUUCACAAAGAUGGAGUGCUGUAGCAAAACUAAAGGUACAUGAAUUAUUCAGAUUUUAAUGUGUUAUGCAUGUUUGUUUAAUAAAUGUGGCAUGGUCUUGAUAAAAUGCUAUAUUAUUUAAAGAACAUUUCUAUUAACAAAAAUGUGCUUCAUUUGCAAAUGUUACCAUGUGAAGUUAAUGAUUAAAUUAGAUAUUUACAUAGUUUUAUAAAACAUCAGUCUAAGAGAUAUAAUUUAUUACUGACAUAAAUGUGAACAUUUUGUAGCACUUUUUUUUAAAGGCAUAUCCUUUUUAAAUCUCCAUGUUAAUGUACUCUUAAAACUAAAUGUAAUCAUGCAGUCAAUUAGUCUAAUAUAUGUGUUAACUCUUAUCUAAAAUAAUUAUACAUUUCACUUUAUAUCUACCAUG
Messenger RNA from Urocitellus parryii (Arctic ground squirrel), 2079 nucleotides. RefSeq names its product UBAP1-MVB12-associated (UMA) domain containing 1 (gene Umad1). Lineage: Eukaryota; Metazoa; Chordata; Mammalia; Rodentia; Sciuridae. The record is from RefSeq and is a predicted model, not a curated record.